Hibiscus syriacus is the source of this 2062-nucleotide messenger RNA. Its product is annotated as MLO-like protein 12. Lineage: Eukaryota; Viridiplantae; Streptophyta; Magnoliopsida; Malvales; Malvaceae. Gene Ontology annotation, cellular component: membrane. Gene Ontology annotation, biological process: defense response. The coding region runs from base 1 to 1848 and encodes 615 amino acids. The record is from RefSeq and is a predicted model, not a curated record. The transcript is spliced from 16 exons.
AUGGAGCCUCUUGAGCCGAUUCUAUCGGGUUUUAACAGUUCACGGUCCUGUCCGGUUCGAACGGUUCGCAGUCGGUUCAGUGGUUCCUUCCGGUUCACUAGUAGCGGUUUAACCGGUGUUGAAUGGACCGGACCAAGCAGCGGUUCCCGAUUAAACCGGUUGAACUGGCCAGUCCAGUCCGGUUUUCAAAACACUAGGAAAGAUUGUGUUCAUUAUUUUUGUUGGGAGUACCGUGUUAGAUAUUCCAAAAGUGUUGAUUGCUCACACCCAACCCCGAGACGUAGUGGAAUCGGUAACAGAAACACGGUGGCCACUGGUCCCCGGGACAAACGCUGUACGUUGACUAGCACCACAGGCUUUGCUAUUAAUUUCUAUAAUUUAUCUGACCAACUCAUCACUCUCAAUCCAGGUUUUUCGAAGAUCAUGAACAAAGCUAUGACAGAAACAAGCUCUGCAAUAACACUUGAAAAAACUCCAACAUGGGCUGUCGCUGCUGUUGUUUUUGUCUUGAUUUCUAUCUCCAUUUUUAUCGAACACUUAUUUCAUCUUCUAGCUAAGUAUUUCAAUAAGAGAAGAAGGAAAUCUCUUAUCCAGGUUCUUGACAAGAUCAAAUCCGAAUUAUUGCAGCUUGGGUUCAUUUCAUUGCUGUUAACUGUGAGUGAAAAGCCAAUUGCAAAUGUAUGCAUCCCCAAGAGUGUAGGUGAAACCUUUCUCCCUUGCAGUCAUCCUUCAAAUGAUAGCCCUGAAGAAGCAAAAUGUGAAGCUCAGGGGAAGGUCUCAUUGUUGUCUAGAGAAGGUGUGAAUGAACUUCAGUACUUGAUAUUUGGGCUGGCUUUCUUCCAUUCUUUAUCGUGCGUACUCACAUUUAGUCUUGGCAUGGCAAAGAUGAGGAGAUGGGAAUCUUGGGAGUCUGAAACAAGAACAUUAGAAUACCAAUUCUCAAAUGAUCCUAGGAGGUUCCUCCUUAUCAAUCAAACACCAUUUGCAAGGCGACAUCUCAGGUUCUGGAGUGAAUACAAAUUUCUUCGUUGGCCGGCGUGUUUCCUUCGGCAGUUCUAUGCAUCCGUCUCUAAAGUUGACUACUUCACUCUUAGACAUGGAUUCAUCACGGCACAUUUUUCAGAGGGAAGCUACUUUGAUUUCCAAAAGUACAUAGAAAGAGCUUUGGAAAAGGACUUUGGAGUAGUAGUUGGAACAAGCCUCUGGGUUUGGAUUUUCUCAAUGUUCUUCAUAUUCUUGAAUGCACAUGGUUUUUAUGGUUAUCUCUGGCUUCCUUUCAUUCCACUAUUGAUGUUAUUGCUGGUGGGAACUCAACUUCAGGGCAUCAUCACAAGGAUGUGUUUGGAAAGCCAUGAGAAAUCUCAAGUUGUGAGAGGAACUUUCCUUGUUAAGCCUAGUGAUCAUUUCUUCUGUUUUGGUCGCCCCAAGUUGCUUCUCCACCUUAUGCACUUGAUACUGUUCCAGAAUUCAUUUCAACUGGCAUUCUUCACAUUGACUUGGUACAGAUUUGGAUUAAGAUCAUGUUUCCAUAGAAAGACUGAAGAAAUUGUGAUAAGACCAGCGGUGGGAGUUUUGGUUCAAAUCCUUUGUGGAUACGUUACUCUGCCUUUAUAUGCUUUGGUCAUUCAGAUGGGAACAUCAAUGAAGAAAGCCAUCUUUGGAGAAAAAGUGGUGGAAGGUUUGAAGAGGUGGAGAGCCAAUGCUAGGAAAAACAUUGCACUAAAAGAUAAUACAACAUCAUUUGAUGCCUCUCCUUCACUUGGAACUCCACCUUCUUUCAGACUCGAUAUUGCUGGUCGUGAAAAAUCGGACCGGCCAUCGGACUCAGAGUACCUUGCCAUCGGGUAAUUGGUGCAAGGAGAGAAGUAGAAGAUUGUCAAAAGAGAGAUUCUUUUGAUGUGAGAAAGGUAUAUUGAAAAAACUUUGAAAACCGUCGCUAAAAGUGUCUUCUAUGAGCAAUAUUUGGACAGAUUUUCAUGCUUAUACUGACGUUCUUUUUUUCUGUCCUCGUAUGUGCAUUUUAUGUGUACGUCGGAACAGAGAUUGAAUUUUAUUUUCUUGA